GAUAUGAUUGUGUCGAAGAUAAACCUAAAAGAAAGUCGUUGGAACGUUUGAAGAUAUAAAGUUUCAUGUAAAAGCGUUAGAAGAAACCUUUUGAAAACAUAUCUAAAGACAGUACGAAGUGAGACAUCGUCGCAUGCCGUACUAUAAUAAAAUAGAAGGGUGGGAUUUCCCAGUAAACAUUAAAAAAAGGGGUGAGUCAGGAAGGUGUUUUAAUAUUCAUAGGGCACAUGACUAAUCUUUCCGAGUUAAUGAGAAUGGAUGAGUAGUGGAAUAUUGAGGUAACGUGAUAAAAUGUGAAAAGUAAAAUAUUUUCGUUUACCUGAAGAGUAAAACGUGACGUUUUGUAAGGAUUUUAAAAAAGCAUCGAUAAUGGACGGAGAAAAUGCACCUUUGUUAAAUCAAAUUUCUCCUUUAAAUGAUGCGAAAUUAUUCUUUUACGGUCUUGGACACGUUUACAACGAUUUAUGUGCUGCCGUUUGGUUCUCUUAUACAUUAUUCUAUUUUCAAAUUAUUUUGGAGAUAGAACCAACGACUGCUGGUUCUCUGAUGAUGUUGGGCCAAGUCGCCGACUCGCUGGCCACACCAGUUUGUGGCUGGGCAAUAGAUCGACUAAAUAAGCCGAAGGCGUGGCACAAAGCAGGUACGGCAGCGGUCGCCGUGGGGUUUUGCAUGAUAUUCUCUUUAAAACCAACGUUGGAUAGUUGGAAAUUAUUAAUUUAUCACACCGUUUUCGUCAUAAUCUUCCAAAUUGGUUGGGCAAUUGUGCAAAUAUCUCAUUUAUCGUUAAUACCAGCAAUUGCAAUAGACCAACGUCAAAGCUCUAAUUUAACUACCGUUAGAUACACAGCUUCUGUUUGCUGCAAUAUCUUUGUUUACUUAUUAACAUGGAUCGUUUUACAAAACGGAGAAAACCCCAACAACAUAGGCCCGAAAGAUAUCUUCAAAUUUCAGGAAUUAAUUUUUAUAAUAACCGCCUUGGGAGUAUGCACCUCAUCGAUAUUUUACUGUGGAAUACCGCAACCAAAUUUCACAUCGCAAAGAGAAACACCACAGAAAGUGAAUAAAAAUGUAUUAAAAAAAUUCAGCAUUUAUACGGUAUCUUUGAUGUACAUGUCUUCGAGGCUUUGCACCAUUUUGAAUUUAAUCUACGUCCCGUUGUAUUUAGAGGAACGAUACAGUAACGGUAGCGAUAAAGAUCAUGGUAUUAGAAGUGCCGUGGCCGUAGUUCCGUUGGUCAGUUUCUGUGCAUCGUUAUUCGCUUCAAUUCUCUUAAGAUAUAAACCGAAACAAUUUGGUCACCGUUUAACUUAUCUGGUGGGGUCAAUUUUUUGCCUUGGAGGAUCUGGAUGGAUUGCUUAUGGGAUACCAUUAGGUUCUUACAAUCAAUUGUAUGCUGCUGUUAGUUUUACAGGAAUUGGAGGAUCUGCAACGAUGGUUAGCAGCUUAUGUUUGACGGCGGAUUUUAUAAAAAUAAAUGGCUAUGGUGGGGGUUUUGUAUAUAGCGCGGUUACGUUUGCGGAUAAAAUACUUUCUGGGGGAGUUGUAUUGCUUAUACAGUAUUUGCAAUGCUCGCCAAAAAAUUUAUGCCCCUUGUAUUACGAAGCUGUUUUAGCAUACGCUUGCAGCUCUUCUGGGAUUUUAGGGUUAUUUUCUUUAAUGUUAUUGAGUUUUGAAUAUUAACUCCCGCCAUCUAUUAUCACGUCCGCAAAGAUUCCUAUUCUAAAUGGCGGAUUUUUAGGUUUUAAUAAUAAUAUACAAAUUAAAUUAAAAAAUAUUUAGUUUUGGUCCAUAGAUAGUCAGUUUACAUUUAUAGACAAAAAAGGAACGCGUCCUUAACAGGGGUCAUCAGCCUAAAUAUUACAGAUUAUAA
Messenger RNA from Onthophagus taurus, 1870 nucleotides. It is a transcript of the gene Tc-re, whose product is annotated as major facilitator superfamily domain-containing protein 12-like. NCBI's taxonomy places the organism in Eukaryota, Metazoa, Arthropoda, Insecta, Coleoptera, Scarabaeidae. Gene Ontology annotation, molecular function: symporter activity. Gene Ontology annotation, biological process: carbohydrate transport. The record is from RefSeq and is a predicted model, not a curated record. Gene Ontology annotation, cellular component: plasma membrane.